Sinocyclocheilus grahami is the source of this 934-nucleotide messenger RNA. RefSeq names its product leucine-rich repeat serine/threonine-protein kinase 2-like. Gene Ontology annotation, molecular function: protein binding. The record is from RefSeq and is a predicted model, not a curated record. Lineage: Eukaryota; Metazoa; Chordata; Actinopteri; Cypriniformes; Cyprinidae. The annotation marks the transcript as partial. Gene Ontology annotation, cellular component: cytoplasm. The transcript is spliced from 5 exons.
UUCGGUGGACAUGAGAAAUAACAGUAUUAGUGUUCUGCCGGGUCCAUCUUUCUGGGUCAGUGCAAACCUGAGAGAGCUGAUGUUCAGUCAUAAUCACAUCUCUGCGCUCGACCUGAGCGGCCCGGUGUACAAGUGGGCCAGACUGGAGAAACUUCUUUUAAGCUCCAACAAACUGACUGAGAUCCCUCCUCAGAUCGGUAUGUUGGAGGACCUGACGUCUCUAGAUGUUAGUCAGAAUGAAGGUUUGCGCUCUUUCCCUGAUGAGAUGGGAAAGCUGGUUCAUUUAUGGGAUCUACCUCUAGACGGUCUGCAGCUCCAGAUGGACCUCAAACACAUUGGGAACAAAACCAAAGACAUCAUCAGGUUCUUGCAGCAGCGUCUGAAGAAAGCUGUCCCAUAUUACCGCAUGAAACUCAUUGUGGUCGGCAGCCCGUGUAGCGGGAAAAGUUCUUUGAUUCAUCAGCUGAUGAGACUCAAACGCUCUCAGUGGCGAUCUGAUCUGCACACCGUCGGCGUCAGCGUCAGAGACUGGGUCAUCAAAAACAAAGACAAGAGGAACAUGUUGCUGAAUGUUUGGGAGUUCUCAGGUGGUGAAGAGUGCAGUGGAUUUCACCCUCACUUUAUGAGCUCCAGGGCGCUCUAUCUAGUCCUGUAUGACCUGAGUAAAGGACCCAGUGAGAUAGACACUAUCAAACCCUGGCUCUUUAACGUUAAAGCCGUAGCUGGACAGUCUCCUGUGAUUGUGGUUGGAACUCAUGCAGAUGUGUGUGAAGAGCACCACCUACAGGAGUGUGUUCUGAAGCUGCGAGAGGAGCUGCUGUCUCAACCGGGCUUUCCAGUGGUCAAAGAGAACCACAUACUAUGCGCCUGUCACGAGUCUGAGUCCAUCAGCAGGUUGCGCAAAGCCAUCAGUCGGGAGCUCAUUGGGUUCAAG